GAUGCCCGCAAGUGUCCGAGGACUCCCUGAGAUCUUUUCACAAGGGCUGCCGCUUCAUAAGGUCUGUCUCGGUCGCCAUGCGGGAGAGGACGCUGACAUGGACAGCCUUGACCAGUUCCGUGAAGAAGCAUCGCCAUCGAAGACGUUCAACGUUUGCUUCCGGCAGCUCUGGAACAGAAAGCAACUGA
Molecule: messenger RNA, 188 nt
Organism: Symbiodinium necroappetens
Lineage: Eukaryota; Dinophyceae; Suessiales; Symbiodiniaceae
Source: the annotation of a GenBank genome assembly